CCCCCGAUAAAUCCCUAUUUCUGAGAAAGUUGAGAAGGCUUGGGCUUCUGCUAACACAUUACUAGAACAAACAAACAUCCAUCUACGCACGAUGCCACCAUCCGCUGUCGAAUUUGAUGACUCGCCGUCCUGGAUUAGCGAUCCAGAAUUCCAUCAGCCGCGCUACCCCGGCGAUCCUCGAUGUCGUCGCAGUGUCAUGGCCGAACUCAAAGUGAUUCUAUCACUACGACAUGGCCACAGACCUUUCCGAUGGGGAUUCGCUAUUGUACGCACCGCGUAUGGCCCCGGGUCUGAUGAGCAGUUCCAGAAAGUCAUCAACAUUCUCCAUCGCGUAGUCCAAGUUCGAACUGCCAACGAGGCAAAGGGCGUCAAAGCCGACAUUGUUUGGGACAAAGAGGCAAGUGCGAUUCUUGAUCACAUCUCCGACGAAGUCGACAUGCGUCCAAACGAAGAAUUCUUGCGCCGCUUCGAGAACGACAUCCUCGCCGACAAGGAGGUACUGGAGGACGCCUCAUUACCCGCAGUUCGCACCUAUUUCAAAAACUGGAUUGCUAGCAAAAACGGAACUGACUUGUACGGCGAUAUGAGAUUUGCUGCGUGCAUUAUGAUCGACACCGAGACGCUGCAUCAAUUUACGACGACGUCUGAAGGAUUCCCACGGGAGAAUAACGAAGGAUACCGAUCGUCGUACUGGCUCAAGUUGGUGGACACGGAGACACAUUUAUAUGAGCCAGUUCGUGUCCGAGUGUAUGGGGCAGAUGACUUUAAGAAGUACUGGUUUGAUCGCAAUCUGCGCCGUCUGCCUAUGUCGGACUUGACUCACAAGGACAAUGAUAAUGAUCCAGGAGUACUUUACUUCGGUAAUGCGCCACCAUGGACGAUGUCCAAGAUCAGUAUUUACGGUUGGUAA
Fusarium graminearum PH-1 is the source of this 910-nucleotide messenger RNA. RefSeq lists its product as uncharacterized. Bases 92 to 910 code for a protein of 272 amino acids. The transcript has a single exon. NCBI's taxonomy places the organism in Eukaryota, Fungi, Ascomycota, Sordariomycetes, Hypocreales, Nectriaceae. The record is from RefSeq and is a predicted model, not a curated record.